This is a messenger RNA of Ficedula albicollis (Collared flycatcher), 354 nucleotides long. RefSeq lists its product as uncharacterized. Lineage: Eukaryota; Metazoa; Chordata; Aves; Passeriformes; Muscicapidae. The annotation marks the transcript as partial. The transcript has 2 exons. The record is from RefSeq and is a predicted model, not a curated record.
CUCAUCAUCUUCAUCUUUGUCAUCCUCAUCCUCGUCGUCCUCGUCAUCCUCAUCCUCCUCUUCCUCGUUGUCCUCGUCUUCGUCCUCGUUUCCGCCCUUCUUCAUCCUCCUCUUCGUCUUCUCCCUGUAUCUUCCUCGUCAUCGUCCUCAUCCUCAUCCUCAUCCUCAUCCUCAUCAUCCUCAUCAUCCUCAUCUUCAUCCCCUUCUCCGUCCCUGCGGCCUUCGUCGUCCUCUUCGUCCUCUGGCUUCUCGUUGUUUUCUUCAUCCUCAUCCUCGUCUCCGUUAUCUUCAUCUUCAUCCCCAUCAUCUUCACCUUCGUCAUCUUCAUCCCCAUCAUCUUCAUCAUCUUCAUCC